Molecule: messenger RNA, 381 nt
Organism: Microsporum canis CBS 113480
Lineage: Eukaryota; Fungi; Ascomycota; Eurotiomycetes; Onygenales; Arthrodermataceae
Exons: 5
Coding region: 1-381 (126 amino acids)
Biological process (GO): protein folding; chaperone-mediated protein complex assembly
Cellular component (GO): cytoplasm; prefoldin complex
Molecular function (GO): protein-folding chaperone binding
Source: RefSeq, a predicted model, not a curated record
AUGGCAGACGCCCAGAAGCAGAUUCAGGCGCUCAGCGAAGAGUAUCAGAAACUUCAGACUGAGCUCGAAGAAGCUAUCGCAGCACGAGAGAAGCUAGAAGCCCAGCAGCAGGAAAAUACCAGCGUGCAGAAGGAGUUUAAAACGCUAGACGAAGAUGCGAACAUAUAUAAACUCGUUGGACCGGUAUUGUUGAAGCAGGAUAAGACAGAAGCGGUAAUGGCGGUCGAUGGUCGUCUGGACUUUAUAGAAAAGGAAAUCAAUCGAAUCGAGAAGCAAAUCGCUGAGAUACAGGAGAAGAGCGAAAUGAAGAAGGGAGAGAUCAUCCAAUUGCAAUCUCGAAUGCAACAACCACAGGCAGGCGGAGCUCCUGUAGCUGCUUGA